Messenger RNA from Hemiscyllium ocellatum (epaulette shark), 2534 nucleotides. Its product is annotated as gastrula zinc finger protein XlCGF8.2DB-like. Bases 1043 to 1774 code for a protein of 243 amino acids. NCBI's taxonomy places the organism in Eukaryota, Metazoa, Chordata, Chondrichthyes, Orectolobiformes, Hemiscylliidae. The record is from RefSeq and is a predicted model, not a curated record. The transcript has 3 exons. Gene Ontology annotation, biological process: regulation of cytokine production; negative regulation of transcription by RNA polymerase II; regulation of immune system process.
ACUUGCUAAGUUGCAGGACAUUCUGAAGGGGCAGGGUGAACAACCCCCCAGCAGUAGUGGUACAUGUUGGUACCAACGAUGUGGGUUACAAAAAGAAAUGAGGUCCUGCAACAGGAAUUUAGAGUUAGGUAGGAGAUUAGAGGAUCAAUAAUAAGAUUGUAAUUUUUGGAUUCCCCCAGUGCUGCAUACUACUGAGUAUAAGAAUAGGAACAUAGAUCAGAUGAAAAACUAUCCAAAGUUGGCUUGCAACUGGGUGACAAAGGAUGUUGGUUGAGAGAUGCUUUUAUGGUUGAAAGCAGUAUAGCACUGAGAAUGAUGCUGAGACCCUUGCUGUUUGCUAUGUACAUUAUGACUUGAAUGUGAAUGUAGAAAGUAUAAUUGAUAAUUUUGCAGAUGACACAAAAUGGUGGUCUUAUUGAUAGUGAGGAGGAUGCUAAAUCUGGUAUUGAUCAGUUGGUAAAUUGAGCAGAACAAUGGCAGAUGAAAUUUAAUCAUGAUAAGUACAAGGUGAUGCAUUUGGGAGGCUUAAUAAGGGAAAAAUAUACAUAAUGAAUGGUAGGUUCCUUGGGAGUACUGAGGAGCAAAGGGAUCUUGGUGUACCAGUCCUUAGAUCCCUGAAGAUGUCAGCACAGGAUAUUUGGCAAAGAUUUGCAGAUGGGAAACUCAAUCCAGGUAUUGCAUCGAGAUCUGCAGUCUCAGUCGAUUUCAUCAGUUGUUCAUCACUGGGUGUCAUUGGCCUUUUAAUGGCAUCAAAAAUAUGCAUUUGUGAAUGAGAAACUGAAACCGCAUUCAGUCUGAUUUGAAUCUAACAAUCCACCAAGACCUGGGUAUCUUCAAAUUUUGCAUAUGAAAAGAGAAUUGUUUGUCCCUUCUAUCUGUGAGGAAAGAUUUCAAAACAUCGAUGUGACUGGAAACAUAAAUAUACACGCCUAAAUGUGUGUAUUUACAGGCUGACUGGAAAGAGCUUUAAUCACUUACACAAGUCUGAAUUUUUAAAAAAUCUCACUAGUUAAAGCAAGCAGAGGCCAUAUGCUUGUUCUGUAUGUGGACUGAACCUCAACUGAUGGUGACUCUCCAGUUGCACAAAGACGCGGACAUCAUGGCAAAGCCGUGGGAAUGUGCUGAUUGCGGUAAAGGAUUUGAUUAUCCAUCUCUGCUGGAAAAUCAUCGGCGUGGUCACACUGGGGAGAAGCCCUUCAUCUGUUCUGUAUGUGGGAAGGGAUUUACUCAGACAACUAAUCUCAUGUCACACCAGCGAACCCACACUGAGGAGAGGCCAUUCAACUGCACCCACUGUGGAAAGAGGUUCAAGUCCUCAUUUAGCCUCAGUACACACCAGCGAGUUCACACUGGGGAGUGGCCAUUCACCUGUGCAUGUUGCGGGAAGGGAUUCACUAAGUCCUCCAACCUGAUGACUCAUCAGCGAAUUCACACAACAGAGAAGCCAUUCUGCUGUGCCUCCUGUGGGAGGAGUUUCAGGCAGUCUGGCCAUCUCAUUGUACACCAGCGAGUUCACACCGGGGAGAAACCAUUCAGGUGCUCUUCCUGUGGAAAGCAUUUUCGGCAGUCAAAUGAUCUAAUUUCACAUCAGCGCGUUCACACUGGGGAGAGACCGUACAACUGUUCAGUGUGUGGAAAGGGAUUCACUACCUCCUCCAAUCUGCUGAUACACCAACGCACUCACACCGGGGAGAAGCCAUUUACGUGCUCCACGUGUGGGAAAGGAUUCGCUCAGUCACGAGACCUGUUGAGACACCAGCAAGUUCAUAAAUGAGUGCAGUCAUUGGAUUCUGCUGUCACUGCAGCUGUUCAUCAGACUCAGGACUAAUAGUCUAACAGUAUUUUGUUUUGUUUUUCUGCUCAUGGUAUAACUUGCUGGAGUUUAAAAUCCUUGAUAAGUUGCUAAUUUUGGGGAUGUGAUAUCUCUUUUUAAAAGCACCAUCUGUGGUCUUUUCCUGAAUUCAAGAGUUCCCAACAGGUUCAAUUGCAGUCAAAUUAUGCACUUUUAUUCAAUUCUCAGUUCAUAGAGUCAUAGAGAUAUAUAGCAUGGAAACAGAUCCUUCGGUCCAACCCGUCCAUGCCGACUAGAUAUCCCAAUCCAAUCUAAUCCCACCUGCCAGCACCCGGUGCAUAUCCCUUCCUAUUCAUAUACCCAUCCAAAUGCCUUUUAAAUGUUGCAACUUUACCAGCCUCCACCACUUCCUCUGGCAGUUCACAUACCACCCUCUGUGUGAAAUAGUUGCCCCUUAGGUCUCUUUUAUAUCUUUCCCCUCUCACCCUAAACCUAUACCCUCUAGUUCUGGACUCCCCGACCCCAGGGAAAUGACUUUGCCUAUUUACCCUGUCUGUGCCCCUCAUAAUUUUGUAAGCCUCUGUAAGGCCACCCCUCAGAUUCCGACGCUCCAAGUAAAACAGCCCCAAGCUAUUCAGCCUCGCCCUAUAGCUCAAAUCCUCCAAACCUGACAACAUCCUUGUAAAUCUCAGUGUCUGAAAUAUUCUGCUGAUUAAACCUUCAAUGAGAAAUUAUUAAUUAA